GCAUCUUCAUUAAUUAACAGACAACCUUCACAUUUUUUCGCGGGUUUUGUUUUUCACCUUCUCUGAGGCAUUUGGAGUGCGGUUUCUACGUAGGGAUUUCUACACUGUGGGGCUGUCGAUGUUGUGGCUUCUUCGGAAACGAAGAUCUCUUGCUCACGAUUCAAAUAGUUCAACUGAUACUUAGCUGCGGAAAUAGAGCAGACAUCCCGAAAACAUUCAUCCUACACAUGUUAAGAAGAUCGAUGAAGAUAUAAUAGCAACGGUUUCUGGGAUGAAGCUUGACUGUGAGAUUGCAAAACCAGGCUCUAAGGAAGUCUUUCAGUCUCAACCCAAGAAUAAGUACAGAUGCUCUCUUCUCCAGCCUUACCCUGCCAUUGAUUGUAAGUUAAGACAGGCUGCAAAUUCCGGGCAAGCGGUUCAAUCUGGUGACAGCGACGAACUCAUCAAGCACAUGUCUAAUUUACCCGGCUUUCUCCGACAAGCAGAGAAGGAAAAGACUGUUCAAGAGAAGGCACUUAAUUUUGGUGUUCUUGAUUGGAAGCGAUUAGAGAAAUGGAAAUAUACCGAACGCAUGCCUGGAAGAUCUCCCAAGAAAACACCAUCAGCAAGUGUGCCUCCUAAAAUGUGUCCGAGCUUCAAGAAGCACCAAUCUUCUCAAUGGCAACCUCCACCGCUUCACAGGACAGACUACAAAGAUGUAGGCCUCCAAAAUUUUCGUCAAAAGGUUGAGCUGUGCCAGAGAAGCUGUUCAAAGACAAAUGUCAGCAGCAGCAAAAGGAAAGAUCCAUGGAAAGUGAAUUCAUUGCCGGAGCAGAACAAACAUGAGACUGCGGUAAACACUGAUGAAGUGAAAUUUACAACUGAAUGCUCUGCAGAGCCACAAAAUAAUUUGCCCGGGCAUUUGAACAGUUACUCGCAAAGUUCUCAGCUUAUGCAAUCAAGGGCUUCAUAUGAUGGUCAAUUUUCGGAUGUGGCGGUGAACACAUUAUCAGAUUUAUUUUCUGCUGAGCAUACGCCCAAGCCGGACAAGACAGCAACAUCUACUGCAAUUGAUUUGGAUCUUCGUACCAAUGCAUCUGAAGGUAAAUGUCUGAUGAUCCGAGUAGAGACAACUAGACCUUCAACCGAACAACCUGUAGUUAAAGGAAGAGCUCCCUCACCUACGCGUCGCUUUAAGGAGAGCUCAGCUACUCCACAAUUGAGUUCAAGUGUCAAAUCAGGACAAGUGAAACCUGAAUUUUCGUCCGAGAAGGAAAGUUCCAAUGGCAGAGGGCAGUCAAGUCCUUUACGGAGAUUGCUGAACCCAUUGCUGAAGUACAAAGCGACUCAAUCUUCCGUUAGGACCAAGCCUGAGGCUGAGGUAUCUCGUAUUCAGGCACUUUUACAGCUGACGAUGAAGAACGAUCUCCCGUUCUUCAAGCUUGUAGUCGACAACGCUGAAGACAUGCUGGCAGCGGCUGUCAAGACGCUGCCGACAACCGGAAAGAACGAUCCUUGCAUGAUCUAUACAUUCUACUCCGUUCACGAGAUUCGGAAAAAAGGCAUUAACUGGAUCAGUCAAGGAUCUAAGAGUAAAAACUGCAGCCUGGGCUACAAAAUUACCGGCCGAAUGAAGAUUUCCAGCUCAGCCGAGGAUUACGAUGCAUACAGAGCAAGGGAAUGUGUGCUAUACGGUAUCGAUCCAGACGUACCUAACAAGGAGAUUGCAGCAGUGAUCGUGAAAAGUUCGAUCAAUUUUCCGCGGUUUUCUUCAACUGGCGCUACGGUGGCUAUCCUUCCCGGGGGGGUUCAUAGUACACCGAUUAAAGGCAUGCCUUCGUCCUUAAUUAGCAGAUGGAGAUCUGGAGGACAGUGUGAUUGUGGCGGGUGGGAUGUCGGCUGCAAGCUGCGAAUACUCGCUGAUCGUAGGAGGAGCAGCAGCGUUCUUCAAGCAUCGGUUUCGAGUUCUGAUGUCGAUCGCGUUAAUCUUUUCUUGCAGGGUGAUGAGCUAAAGAGCAAGCCUGUUUUCAGCUUGGAACCAUUAAGCAACGGACUCUACUUGGUCGAACUGGAUAAUUCGUUUUCGUUGUUGGAGGCUUUCGCGACGUGUGUAGCGCACGUUACCUGUUCGAAAUUUCCGGAAAUUGUCGACACAAAGUGUCAAUCAGAUGCGGAACAUUUUCCAGAAACGCCAACAAAAUUCCAAGUCCAACUCUCGGCUAAGUACACGACUUGCCCGCCCCUUUCUCCGGCAGGAAGGAUUUGAAAGAGUUUUUUUGGCUCGUCGGGUAUCUGUACUUUAAAAAAAGUCAGUCUGUUUACUCUCAGCAUUUCUCAAUGGAAUAAUUUUCCAUACA
Molecule: messenger RNA, 2336 nt
Organism: Andrographis paniculata
Lineage: Eukaryota; Viridiplantae; Streptophyta; Magnoliopsida; Lamiales; Acanthaceae
Exons: 3
Coding region: 272-2245 (657 amino acids)
Source: RefSeq, a predicted model, not a curated record